Miscanthus lutarioriparius is the source of this 1200-nucleotide messenger RNA. The record is from the annotation of a GenBank genome assembly. Lineage: Eukaryota; Viridiplantae; Streptophyta; Magnoliopsida; Poales; Poaceae.
AUGGGUAUCCUCGAGAGAAUCAAGGAGAUUGAGGCCGAGAUGGCUCGGACUCAGAAAAAUAAAGCAACAGAGUAUCAUCUUGGACAACUGAAGGCAAAGCUAGCAAAGUUGAGGACACAACUAUUAGAGCCUCCAAAGGGUUCCAGCGGAGGCGGAGAUGGUUUUGAAGUCACAAAGUUUGGGCAUGGUCGUGUUGCACUUAUUGGAUUUCCCAGUGUUGGAAAGUCAACUCUUUUAACGAUGUUGACCGGGACACAUUCUGAAGCUGCAUCAUAUGAGUUCACAACACUUACUUGCAUUCCUGGAAUUAUUCAUUACAAUGAUACCAAAAUCCAGCUUCUCGAUCUUCCUGGUAUCAUUGAAGGAGCCUCUGAAGGCAAGGGGCGCGGUAGGCAGGUUAUUGCUGUUGCAAAGUCAUCAGAUCUUGUGCUGAUGGUUCUGGAUGCCUCAAAGAGCGAAGGACAUCGCCAAAUAUUAACUAAAGAAUUGGAAGCUGUCGGACUCCGUCUUAACAAAAGGCCUCCCCAGAUAUACUUCAAAAGGAAGAAGACUGGCGGCAUUUCUUUCAAUACUACAGUGCCUUUGACUCAUAUUGAUGAGAAGCUCUGCUAUCAGAUUCUGCACGAGUACAAAAUUCACAAUGCUGAGGUGUUAUUCCGAGAAGAUGCUACUGUGGAUGAUCUCAUUGAUGUUAUUGAAGGAAAUCGAAAGUACAUAAAAUGUGUUUACGUAUAUAACAAGAUUGAUGUUGUUGGUAUUGAUGACGUGGAUAAGCUUGCUCGGCAACCAAAUUCACUAGUGAUCAGCUGCAAUUUGAAGCUGAACUUGGAUAGGCUACUGGCAAGAAUGUGGGAUGAGAUGGGCCUAGUGAGGGUGUAUACAAAGCCCCAGGGCCAGCAGCCUGAUUUCACAGAUCCAGUUGUUCUUUCUACUGAUAGAGGUGGUUGCACAGUCGAGGACUUCUGCAAUCAUAUCCAUAGAAGUUUGCUCAAGGAUCUGAAGUAUGUGCUUGUAUGGGGAACCAGCGCAAGGCACUAUCCACAGCAUUGUGGCCUCAGCCAUGGUCUUCAAGAUGAGGAUGUCGUCCAGAUAGUAAAGAAGAAGGAAAAGGAGGAGGGUGGGCGAGGCCGGUUCAAGUCGCACACGAACGCACCUGAUAGGAUAUCUGACAGGGUGAAGAAAGCUCCACUGAAGACAUAA